Molecule: messenger RNA, 855 nt
Organism: Rosa chinensis
Lineage: Eukaryota; Viridiplantae; Streptophyta; Magnoliopsida; Rosales; Rosaceae
Exons: 5
Coding region: 2-625 (207 amino acids)
Molecular function (GO): protein binding
Source: RefSeq, a predicted model, not a curated record
CAUGUUUCCCGUUGCAGAGGAGGCUGACGAAGAGGGAUGGCUGGAGUUCCGGGUUGACGGUGGGCAGUUGGUUAGGGAGCGGGCUAGACUUGAGCAGCAUGAAAUUGAAGUUGAGGAGGAAGCGAGAGAGGAAGAGAUUCAGACUGAUGAGAUUGAGCCGCUGCAGUUGAGGAAUGUGCAAUUGGCAGAGGAACUUGCAAGAAUCAAAAGCAAAGCUGGCAACUGCCGAAGAAAAACUGGGUGUGGAUUCCACAGCGGUUCCGGCUGGACCUCGUUCUCAGGGUACUGCCUUAGGCCUGUUACCGUACAUGGCUAUGGUGACCCUGUCCUUUGUUCACAGGAGGAAAAGCUGAUGCUGCAUAGGCAAAAACCUGAUAUGGCUUCUGCCACCUCUAGUAAAUGGUUGCCCCUUCACACUCUUGCCGUAUCAGGAGAAUAUUACAUUAUGCACGCUUUAUCAAAACAUGAAGCUGAUAUUAAUGCUGCGGAUAAGGAUGAUUGGACUGUUCUUGACAAGGCAAUUAUCGGUAAAAACCAGGCCAUUACAGACUAUCUUCUCAGAGAUUCGGCUAAUCCAUUUGUUCGUGAUAAAGGGGUUGGAAGUUUAUAUAUGUAUAUAUAUUGAUCCAGGUCGGUGUUGUGUUAGCUCUUUGCUCUAAAAGAAGUUUUAUGUGGAUACAUGAUGGCACUGCCUCAAUGCAGUAUGCUGUCCGGACAGCUUGAAGUCAAGUAACUGAGGUUCUUUUGUUAUACAACGGUGAUAUAAACCUUCAGGACAAUGUAUGGAUUAAACUUUUGCGAAAAGUGAAAGCACUCUCGAAUGCAAUAUUAAUGGGUCAUAACUAAAUAGAGCUC